Molecule: messenger RNA, 1977 nt
Organism: Dujonia railenensis
Lineage: Eukaryota; Fungi; Ascomycota; Pichiomycetes; Serinales; Debaryomycetaceae
Source: the annotation of a GenBank genome assembly
AUGUCCUUAACAAGCACCGAGCUAAAUUACUUGGUGUGGCGAUAUCUCCAGGAAUCAGGGCUGGAUUUGGCGGCAUAUGCCCUCGAAAAGCACUCCCAGUGCCUGUCCUACGAAGGAAACAAGAACCUUGAAAUUAUCAAACGAAUACAACCGGGGUGUCUCAUAGAUUUAGUGCAGAAGGGGAUACUAUAUUCUCUCGCAGAGCAUAAGGCAAGCACAGAAGAAGAUAGUAAGCGAAAAGAGCCGCCAUUGAACUCGAUUUUGAGCUUGUUUGGUGCUGUGUUGGAGGACGAACACCUCGAAGAGUACGUGAGGAAAGCUGGGCUCAAGGACAGUGCAACAUGUGACGAUAUAGAGAAAAAGGGAAUAAUAGAGGGCAACGGGAACGGUGUGGCCAAUGGAGGGGCAACCUCAGGUGAACCCGGAGCGAAACAGGAGUACAAACCAGAAGGAACCGUACGCUCAACCCCACCAGACAGCAACGCAGAAGAGAAAGAAGAUGACCAUCGGGGAGAACAUACAGACCUGACUGGAGCUCAUCCAUCGGCAGGACUGCAAGAAGAAACAGACGAAGGAAAACCAGUAGUUGAAGAGGAAGUGAUACCUGCAUUUAAUACCAAACUUAUCCAUCCUAACAUUACAUUUCCCUCAAGUAUAACGUCACAUUGGCACCCCAAGACAGAGGUGUUCGCCUACGGCAGAGAAGAUUCGCUAGCUGUUAUAGUUGCCCUCCUGGGCGACCUGAUUGCAGAAAGUGUGACGCUUACGCAUUCUACUAUAUCUGGUUUGGACACCAAGAACGAAAUCAGUAUAGUAUCGUGGGCUCCAGCCGGGAACAUCAUAGUAACAUCAGCAAUUAACGGAGAAUUAAGAGCAUGGUCGCCCGACGGGAAGUUGAAAAAUAUAGCAAACACCUCGACAUUCCAGUCGACUGAAUUGACCAACCAGUCGUCCACCAUGGUUUCUAAUUUGAUAUGGAGUGAAUCUGGUCAGUUUUUGCUUUCUCUCGAUAUACAUAACCAGGUUUGUCUUUGGAAUGGUAAUAACUUGAGUCUCAUCCAACAGGUAAGACCACCAGAUGAAGAGACUAACCCAGACGAUGAAGGUGUGGUAGAUGAGGGGACUUCCGGCUCUGAUAUCCAACUCAUAGAUGCUUGCUGGCUUGAUGAAAGCAAGUUUGCGAUAUCGACAUCCAAACACACCAUCAAAAUUUUUGCAAUUUCACACACCCACCCUUCAAGCUUCGGAGGUUUACCUCUUGCCAAGCCAAUUGGGUCAUUAUCUGGCCAUGACCACCCUAUUUCAAUUCUCAAAUUCAAUAAGAAUUCCAAGAUUCUAGCAUCAUGUUCUGACUUCGAUUACAUCAUUAAGAUAUGGCACAGCAAUUCACUUCAGCACUCGUUGCUACUUAACGUUUCCAAGGAUGACAAUCCUUCGAACCUAAUCUUGCAUAGAACACCAAUCAUCAGUUUGAGCUGGCUCGAUGAUCAUAUACUAAUGAGUGUUUCUAUGGAAGGAGUAAUAAAUAUAUGGAACGUGAAAUCUGGAGAGGUAAUCGUCAGUACUAAUAUCUCCGAGACUACCAAAGAGAGCAUCCGUAUUGAAAAAGAGGGUGAAGACGACAUAAUGAAGGAUGUAGAUGCAGAAAACGAGGAACAGAAACAAGAAACUAAAACUAGACAGGAGCUGGAUAAAUUCAUUUUAUUCAACGCCUCAGUUUCUUCAAACAAUAAAUGGUUGGUGCUUGGAGACGAUCUCGGAAGAGUAACCAUUUGGGAUGUUUCCUUGGAGUCUUAUCCUAAGAAAGUGGAUGGAUCCACACAUUCAGUAUUGCGUUGCCUAGGAGUGUAUGAACACGAAGGCGUGAAGAGCGAUUCAACUGAUAUUGGAAUAUGUGAUAUCAGCUGGAGCUCUGUGUCGAAUAAAGUGUGCGUUUCCUACAAGGGAUGCGAUAGUGUAGUGUUUGACUGGGCAUGA